GUAAACAUGUCUGGAAGAGGUAAAGGAGGUAAGGGACUCGGAAAGGGAGGCGCCAAAAGACACAGGAAGGUGUUGCGUGAUAACAUCCAGGGUAUUACCAAGCCCGCAAUCCGUCGUCUGGCUCGCCGAGGUGGUGUCAAGCGUAUUUCUGGAUUAAUCUACGAAGAGACCCGUGGUGUCCUUAAGGUAUUCCUGGAGAAUGUCAUCCGAGAUGCCGCCGUCACAUACACCGAGCAUGCCAAGAGGAAAACGGUCACAGCCAUGGAUGUCGUCUACGCUCUGAAGAGACAAGGACGUACCCUGUACGGAUUUGGCGGUUAA
Molecule: messenger RNA, 321 nt
Organism: Ylistrum balloti
Lineage: Eukaryota; Metazoa; Mollusca; Bivalvia; Pectinida; Pectinidae
Product: histone H4-like
Exons: 1
Coding region: 7-321 (104 amino acids)
Biological process (GO): nucleosome assembly
Cellular component (GO): nucleosome
Molecular function (GO): structural constituent of chromatin; protein heterodimerization activity; DNA binding
Source: RefSeq, a predicted model, not a curated record